GCCCUCUAACUUCUCCUUUCCCGCGAAAAUCUCCCUCUUCUUCAAACUCUCAAUCCACUAUCCCAAAAUCUGGAUUUCCCAAUUCCACUUUCCAUUUUUACAUCCUUCUUUUAUAAUCACAUUUCUCUCACUCCUCCCAAACUUAAUUAUCAUUAAUCAGCUCUUAAAUUAUAUCGAAUACUUCUUUGAUCACCAUGCAAUUAUGAUCAACCGGAUCGUUAUUGAAUCUAUAAUCAACUACAAUGUCGAGGAUAUCCUCCACCUCAGACAAUCUGGAGCCGGAAAAAACCCUAAAUUCAAUCGCCAUCGGUUCACCUUCUUCCGACCGGACCCAAUCGCCGUCCGUUGUGAAGUUAAGGAAGAUUCCUCCCAUACCCGUACGUCAUCGUGUUGACGACGACGGCGAAGAUGCUAAUGAGGAUGAUGAUCGUGAUAGUGGAAGUGAAACAUCGUCUACGAACGAGGCUUCAAUUCUCGGCCUAAACCAUAUAAGGACGCGUUCCGCUCCAUCACCUCUUAGCAUUUGUAAUUCUAUCGUUACUCCAUUGGAUGUUGAUGAAUAUAGGGGUAAAGAUGGAGUCGUCGACAGCCUAGGCUCUAAAUCGGCGACCUCUGUUCAAAAACCUGCUACACAUUCUUCCGAACAAGGUAAAAAAGUCCAAUGGAGUCAGUCGAAACCUUUGAAAGUGCCUUCGCCAUGUAUUUCAAGUGCAGAGGGAAGCCAUGCAACUUUCUCCAAGGAAAUGCAAUCUCCACGUUUUCAGGCUAUACUGCGAGUUACCAGUGGUCGUAGAAGGAGAAUUCCAGACAUCAAGAGCUUCUCUCAUGAACUAAAUUCAAAAGGAGUCCGCCCACUUCCAUUCUGGAAGUCUCGUGCUAUUGGGCGUAUGGAAGAAAUCAUGGUGAUGGUACGAGCAAAAUUUGACAAGUUAAAGGAAGAGGUCAAUGCUGACCUAGGCAUCUUUGCAGGAGAUUUGGUUGGUAUACUCGAGAAGACUUCAGAAUCUCAUCCUGAAUGGAGAGAGAGGUUGGAAGAUUUGUUGAUUACAGCUAGGCGUUGCGCUAAGAUGUCACCAAGUGAAUUCUGGUCAAAGUGUGAAGGCAUUGUUCAGAGUCUAGAUGACCACCGUCAAGAGCUACCUAUGGGAACCCUUAAGCAAGCGCACACCCACCUUCUGUUUAUUCUUACUCGUUGCACUAGACUUGUGCAGUUCCAAAAGGAGAGUGGUUAUGAAGAAGACCACAUUUUGACUUUUCACCAACUUAGUGACCUUGGAUUUUAUCCAGAACGACUUAGUGGGUCCAAAAGCCAGGACAUAAGUGCAACACGAGGUCAAAAGUUUGUCGGACACGAGCAAAGUAAUCUGGCUGUUAAACAAGACCAAAUAAGUGAAGUUGGAGACAUGGACGUUAGCACUGCAAAAAGUGUCGCUUCUGCCGCUGCAAGCUACCGAAUGUCGUCUUGGAAGAAACUUCCUUCUGCAGCUGAAAGAAGCCGUAUGGGCCACGACUCUUUUGAAACAACCCCGUCCAAAGGCAAAACUGAUGGUCUGCAACACAAAGAGGAGAUGGAUAGUUUUGGAAACACUCCAUUAUGCCACCCUGAGCAUUCUGAGGAAACCUCAAAGAUUAAGAAGGUUAAUUGGGGAAUGUGGGAUCAACCUUGCUUGUCAUAUGAAGAUUCAUUUAUUUGCCGAAUAUGUGAAGUUGAGAUACCAACUGUGUACGUAGAACAACAUUCGAGAAUAUGUACAAUUGCUGAUAGAUGUGAUCUAAAGGGCUUGGCAGUAAAUGAACGACUAGAAAGAGUUGUGGAUACUCUUGAAAGAAUACUUGAAUCAUGGACACCGAAGAGCACGGACACAGGGGCAGGAAGUCCUAAUGUAUCAAGAGGGUCUACAUUGAAUAUGCCUGAAGAGUUGAAUGCCUUGUUAGUCAAGCAGAAUGGCCUGUCUCGACGAUGCUCAGAAGACAUGCUAGAUUGUCUUCCUGAGUCCGAUAGUAGAUGCCUUCCGGAAAAUGUCAACAGCUUGACCGACAUAUCUAAGAAACAGUCAUCAGUGGGGUGCUUAACGCCUCGGUCACCUUUAGUGACUCCACGAACUAGCCAGAUCGAACUGAUGCUGAGUGGACGCAGAAUGGUAUCUGAACAUGAAAAUUAUCAGCAGAUAAAUAAGCUAUUGGAUAUUGCUCGAUCAGUUGCCAACGCAAACAACAAUGAUUACAGUACAUUGGAAUACUUGCUUGACCGACUAGAAGACCUAAAAUAUGCAAUUCAGGAAAGGAAAGUGGAUGCUCUUGUUGUUGAGACCUUCGGGAGACGUAUUGAGAAACUAUUGCAGGAGAAAUAUGUAUUACUUUGUGGGCACAUUGAAGAUGAAAAAGUGGAACCAUCCAAUACCACAGGUGAUGAGGACAGUUCAACAGAAGAUGAUACAAGUCGUAGUGUGCGUGCAAGCCCUAUAAACACAGUGUCCAAGGAUCGAACAUCUAUUGAAGAUUUUGAAAUUAUAAAACCAAUCAGCAGGGGAGCUUUUGGGAGAGUUUUCCUGGCCAAGAAAAGGGCAACAGGUGACGUAUUUGCAAUCAAGGUUUUGAAAAAGGCUGACAUGAUACGGAAAAAUGCAGUAGAAAAUAUAUUGGCCGAGAGAGAUAUUUUAAUAUCAGUCCGCAAUCCUUUUGUGGUCCGCUUUUUUUACUCCUUCACAUGCAGGGAUAAUCUUUAUCUGGUCAUGGAGUACCUAAAUGGUGGGGAUCUUUUCUCAUUAUUGAGAAAUUUGGGCUGCUUAGAGGAAGAUAUGGCACGUAUAUACAUUGCAGAACUAGUUCUUGCAUUGGAGUAUCUACAUUCUUUAAAUAUCAUUCACAGAGAUUUGAAGCCAGAUAACUUGUUGAUAGGUCCGAGCGGUCACAUCAAGUUAACAGAUUUUGGGCUUUCAAAGGUUGGUCUCAUCAAUAGCACUGAUGACUUAGCAGGACCAUCAGUGCCAAGUUCUGCCUUUCUUGGGGAAGAUAAACCCAAGAUGGAAGAGCAAUCACUCAAAAGAGAACAGAGGCAAAAGAAUUCAGUUGUUGGCACCCCUGAUUAUCUAGCACCGGAGAUACUUCUCGGCAUGGGACAUGGUGUAACAGCUGAUUGGUGGUCAGUGGGUGUUAUUUUGUUUGAGCUUCUUGUUGGUCUUCCUCCUUUUAAUGCAGAACAUCCUCAGCAAAUUUUUGACAAUAUCAUUAACAGGGACAUACCUUGGCCUAAGAUACCAGAAGAAAUGAGCUUGGAAGCAUAUGACUUGAUUAACAAGUUGCUGAACGAAAACCCAGUUCAAAGGUUAGGUGCAACAGGGGCAGGAGAGGUAAAGCGACAUCUUUUCUUCAGGGAUAUCAACUGGGACACACUUGCAAGGCAAAAGGCUACGUUUGUCCCGUCUGCUGAUGCACAUGACACUAGCUAUUUUAUGAGCCGUUACAUUUGGAAUCCAGAAGAUGAGAAUGUCAAUGGAGGUAGUGAUUUUUAUGAGUUGAGUGAGAGUGGCAGUGCCUCAUGUAGCAGUAGUUCAUACAGCAAUCUACAGGAUGAAGAGGGAGAUGAAUGCGGUAAUCUAGCAGAGUUUGGUACCCCUGCCCUGAAUGUGAACUACUCCUUCAGUAAUUUUUCAUUUAAGAACUUGUCACAGCUGGCUUCUAUUAAUUAUGAUUUAGCCGGAAAGACUCCUAAAGAAUCAGAGGAAGCUGAAAACCCAUCUGUUCCUUGAGAAAAAGAGUUUACUACUUCCGCAGUUACAUGGUGCCUCACUUUGUUUCUAAGUGCCGGCGACAUUUUCCACAAAGAAAUGUGAUGGCAUCAUGUGGAAUAGGCUCUAUCCUCCACCUCAGCUAAGGCCUCCAGAUGAAGAGAUGAUUAUUUGGUUAAAUCCUCUGCCUCCUGCCAAAUUGAGGAUUGUGCAGCAGAUUGUACCGCGUUGACAUUCAGGAGGACCUAAGAGAUGUCAAAUGCUGUGGAGAAUAUGUAGAUGCCACUUAAUUGCACCCUUCUCUUCUCCUCAACCCCUUUUGUCAGGGAUUUUGUAUAUAAGUGGUCUUAAGUAUGUUAAAUUUUGCAGUUUAUCAGUGUUCAGGCCUUCAGGGUAAAUUGGCUAUUGAACCGCUGACUAGGCUUUUGGUUGUCCAAAUAGUAGACAUCUCUCUGGUGUUCCUGAGUUUGUCCGUGUUACUGGGAAGCCCAAGUUUAGAUUCUAAAAAUUGAAUAUCAAAACGCCAUAACCGAAUUCUGGGGAAAGAAAAAAAAAAGGCAUAACCAAAUCAGUUUUGGAGGCCAUCAAAGUUGCUCCUCCCUUGCCAAGAACGUUUUCUUGAUUGAAGCUGGAAGUUCCACUGGAGUUGAAGGGAGCAAUCACUGUAAUUUCCAGAAACUCUUCCAACUAAUAUAGUACUAUCUGAUUCCUGAUUGUCACUGCAGCAAAACACAUUUGCUGAGAUUAGUUAUUUAACAGUUAUUGGUUAGAUACUCA
Nicotiana attenuata is the source of this 4505-nucleotide messenger RNA. Its product is annotated as probable serine/threonine protein kinase IRE. Gene Ontology annotation, biological process: peptidyl-serine phosphorylation; intracellular signal transduction. Gene Ontology annotation, molecular function: protein serine/threonine kinase activity; ATP binding. The record is from RefSeq and is a predicted model, not a curated record. The transcript has 17 exons. Bases 243 to 3749 code for a protein of 1168 amino acids. NCBI's taxonomy places the organism in Eukaryota, Viridiplantae, Streptophyta, Magnoliopsida, Solanales, Solanaceae.